AUGAUUGAUACUACAUCACCUCCUGACGAGAUCACAAAGGGCGCUGUAAAGUGGAUAAAGUAUAUAAAAGGUAAAAAACGAGUCCCCGAAAAAUCCGUUAGUAGUAUUGAUCUGUGGGAUUUUGCUGGACAACAGCUGUACUAUGCAUCUCAUCCUGUAUUUUUAACAUCACGUGCAAUAUAUAUCUUGGUGUGCAACCUCAGCAAAUCAUUGCAUGACACUGCCCAACCCUGUGUGAGACAAGGAAAUCAUAAUUUCACAUUGGACAACCCAAAUGGGGAAACAAAUUUGGAGAAUCUGCUAUCUUGGCUGUCCACAGUGCAUAGCAUCACACAGAUGAGAGGACAAACUCAUCACGAUGCAGAAGGAAAGCUGCCUCAUUUGCGCCCCCCGGUUAUCAUUGUAGGCACCCAUGCUGACAAACCGUUUGAAGACAUUGCAACGAUGAAGUCAAAAAUACAGAAGGCAAUUGCUGGUAAGGACUAUGAAGGACAUGUGGUGCGGCCUUUCUUCUCCAUUGACAACAGUGCAAAAUUAAUUCAGAGAAGGUUGGAAAAGGUUUUCAGAAAAGAUAAAAACAUUGAUGACAUCCAAGAGCUAAGAGACAAAAUCAUGAAAGUGUUAAGACAGGAGCCAUACAUGAAGGAAAGGAUACCUGUGAGGUAAAUAAAGUGAAUAAUAGAACACAGAUGUCUUUUGACGAGAAUUUCUCUGUUAAUUAAGGGUUGAGGUUUGGCAGCAUUAAAACUACAGUGGACCUAUGUACAUAUACACUGUGGGCUUUCUUCCAGUCCAUAUAGCAUUUUGCUUGCAUAUCCAAAGAGGUUUAUGUUUUACCAGUAAAUAGUUGGCUACGUGGUGAUGCAAAAUCAUCGUAUAAGAUACCCAAAGGCUGCCGGCGCAUCGUAAGUCAGUCACUUAGGUGGAAGGGCAGUCUAAAGACUUUGUCAGUAAUAGGAAAAAAUAAACACGUGAAUACUGAAACAAGCGAACGCAGAAAUAUUACAUACGUCACUCAAAAACGUCUUUCUUUAAGCUUCCUAAUAUGUGAUGCAGGCCCUCUCUUUUAACAUGUAACUUAUUCCAAUGCAUUAGUUUACCUAAGAACAAAAGCAAAUGAAAUUUAAACCAAGGAUAAAUAUGAACCACAGAGUCACCCUAUAUGACAACCUUGCUUUACCUUGAAGGAAAUCGACAAAGGAAGGGUCUGAUGGGAGGCGGCUUUCCAGAACAUUUAAUAGGAUCUAUUUAAUAGAAUUGUCAUUCUGAAUAAUAAUUUGGGUAAUAAGCAGCCGUGGGCGCUCAUCAUUUAUAAUAAUCAUAAUAAUAAUUUAUUAUUUGUAAGCCCCAAUAUACCAUUUAAAUAUGAUCUUUCGGGGGUCGUUACUAUAACGGAGCCAAAAGCGUGAUAUAAAAAACUGGUAGAGACAACAUUUUAUUUCCAAACGAAAGGGCGAAAAGUCGCUAAAAAAUAGAAAUCGUCAAGUUUCUCCUCGCUGUUAUGUGGGUGGCUUCUUCUUGUGUAAACCGUGUUGUCGGUGAUUUUUAAACUCUUAACCUUUUUUCAAGAUGUAAUAGAAAAAAGGAAUCACUUUUUGUCCUCCUUGAGGCCAUACACUUUCAGGCUCACUUCUGCUUUGACCAUUUGUACGGCAUGUAAUCUGUAUUUUAUUUAAAAGCAAUGGUUAGUGCUCGAUCUUAUCAUUUUAUUUUAUAGCAUCUCCUUUGCCACCGUUUGUCUCUUUUUUCAUAUUAAUCACGAUUGUCUGCGGUGAAUAAUCGUUGAGAGGUUGGGAAAUGCAUUUGCAUUUGACUGUUAGUAAUGAUCUUCCUUGACACAUGAACAAACAGUUCUCUGUUUUUUUCGCGGGGAGGCUGGGGUAAAGUGGGCUUGCUAUUUUUGGGAUUCCUUAGCAUUAAUUACUUUUUUUUUUAGCAGUACCUUCGGGACUUAUAAGUGGCCAAAUUUUGUGACGUUACAUUCGGGGUCCGUUACUUCCGGAAUUUUACUUUAGGUGGCCACAAUAAAUUACGUGAGCCCUAAUACUUAAAUAGUUACCACUUAAAACGUCAGGACUUGUAGAAUUUAUAUUUGAACCUCUACACAACGGCCACCUUGGGGACAGAUGAUAGUGGCCAUUGUAGAGAGGUUUAAACAAGAGUCAAUGUAUGAACUGUUCGCCAAACAAAAAUGGCCGUUGUAGAGAGGUGGCCGUUAGUGGAGGUUCGACUGUAGUUAACUUCUGUGGUUAUGUUAUAUCUACCUGUUUUAGAUUGCGUGCAAACUUCUGCACAUGAAUCACUUCAAGCCACAAAAACUGCCCGAUGACACGAAUACUGUCAUUCAUCUUUUUAUAAUCUAGGUGGCUGACCUUUGAGAAGGUCCUCAAUGCUUUGCUGUCCAAGAAAGUUUACCAUUUGCACUUGAGGAAACUUCAAACCUAUGUAAGGGACAAGUGCUUUAUAAAUGACGAGGAAGAGUUCACUACCAUGGUGGAUUUCUACCAUGACCUGGGGAUAAUUAUCAAGCAUUGCAGCACAGUCAUUGUGAGCACUGAGUGGUUAAUAGACCUAUUCAAGCAGCUGAUAACCAUUCCACCAUUUGAUGAAACGGUA
This is a messenger RNA of Porites evermanni, 2616 nucleotides long. Lineage: Eukaryota; Metazoa; Cnidaria; Anthozoa; Scleractinia; Poritidae. The record is from the annotation of a GenBank genome assembly.